AUGGUACGAGCUCUAUAUGCGCUCUGUAUUCUUCUCGCUUGUGUCCUCUUUUGUCAAUCACAACGUGUUCAAGUAAUCUAUGAAGGCCAAAACAUAGCUUUCUACUGCAAUGCCACCGGAAUUUCCGCAUAUGCACCUGUACAUUAUCAAUGGGAGCUUGACAACCGUGUUAUUAUUGCAUCAGAUGACAAGUUUUCACUCAUAAACAUAACAAAGGCCGAUGAGGGGGAAUACAAGUGCACAGCUACACAGUUUAUCAAUGGGACGCCUGUGGUUGCAGUCGAAUCCACCUACAUCAGUGUUAGACGAGCUGAUUCGAUAAUUACGCAGGAUGUUGAGGAAGGAAUUUUGGUGCGGAUUUUGUGCAAUGUCACUGGAAGUACCAGGCCGGAUGGUGCUGGUCCACUCCGGUACGAGUGGCGAAAUCCAAAUGGUACACUUGUUGGAACACAGUGGAAGUUAGAAUUGGGACAUAUCGAACUUCAUGAAUCUGGCGUGUAUGUUUGUCGCGUCUCCUAUGAACUGGAUAAAAGACAAAUGUCUACCAGCUCAGCUACUCGGAUCAACGUUUUAAAACUACGGGUAAAGUUACGGGUGAGUAAAAAGGAGGACUCACUGGCACGCAUGGGCAAAGAGGAGCGGCUGUGGGGUAUGAAACGUCUUCAGUUUAGGAACGUGAAUUUACAGUCGCAGUAG
Echinostoma caproni is the source of this 696-nucleotide messenger RNA. NCBI's taxonomy places the organism in Eukaryota, Metazoa, Platyhelminthes, Trematoda, Plagiorchiida, Echinostomatidae. The record is from the annotation of a GenBank genome assembly.